AUGUUGCCAUUAUAUUUGUUGACAUCAGCUAAGAAUCAACCUAUUUUAGUUGAAUUAAAGAAUGGGGAGAGUUUAAACGGACAAUUAGUUAAUUGCGACUCAUGGAUGAACUUAACUUUAAAGGACGUAAUUCAGUCAUCUUCAAAUGGAGAAACAUUUGUCAAAUUACCAGAAUGCUACAUUAGAGGUAACCAUAUUAAAUAUUUGAGAUUACCAGAAGAGAUUAUGGAUUAUGCCAAGGAACAAAAUAUUUUGAAUAUGGAACAAAGAAACAGAAAUCAAAGGAGAAGAACGGGGGGUGGAAACUACAAUAACAGGAGAAACUACAACAAUCAAAAUAAUAACAGAAAUGGUGGAUACAAUAACCGUCGUCAAAAUCAAAAUCAAAACCAAAAUCAAAACCAAAACCAAAAUCAAGGUCAUAGUUAUAGUAGUCAUGGUCAUGGACAAGGUCACGGACAAGGCCAAGGUAAUGGUGCUAACCAAAGCAAAUUUUAG
Messenger RNA from Debaryomyces hansenii CBS767, 498 nucleotides. Its product is annotated as U6 snRNA-associated Sm-like protein LSm4. The record is from RefSeq and is a predicted model, not a curated record. The transcript has 3 exons. Lineage: Eukaryota; Fungi; Ascomycota; Pichiomycetes; Serinales; Debaryomycetaceae. Gene Ontology annotation, biological process: mRNA splicing, via spliceosome; spliceosomal snRNP assembly; P-body assembly. Gene Ontology annotation, cellular component: U6 snRNP; P-body; spliceosomal tri-snRNP complex. Gene Ontology annotation, molecular function: U6 snRNA binding. Bases 1 to 498 code for a protein of 165 amino acids.